GGAUAUUCAAGCGAACAGGACGACGAGCGAGCAAGUGGAUAAACUGGCGCAAGGCAUUAAGAAGAGCCAGUCGAUACAUGUGUGAGAAUAGUUCGCAUUGUGGAGGUAAAAAUGUAAUUGUAAUCUUGCUGUAUCCUGAGCGUGAUUCAUGAUUGUUCAGCUCAUGAAGAUACUUUUUGAAUAGGAAGAUUAUUCACUCGUCACCGCAGCGUCUAUUGAGAUAUAUCAACUCGUGAGGGCACGGUGGCCACAAAUCAAGCACCUUUCGAUCCCUACCUUAUAGAAUAACAACAUUAUGGGCAGCAGAAGUUCUUCAGACUGCAGCGACGAAGAGAGCUCAGACUCGUCCCUGCAGAGUUUUCUCGCAGAACUUAGCUCUGCAGAUGCACUCCCAUCAUCAAGGACGUCGCCAUCAUCUCUCAAGGCCAUAGAGGCAGAUAUCAUGAGCGUGGAAGAAAGUCUACAAAGCGAUGAGCUAGAGGUCCAUAGCUUGCAGUCACUCGGAAGGGCCGAGAACAUUCUUGGUCUGCCAGGACAUCAACCUUCUUUGACAGUCACCACACAAAGAUUUGAGUCGAGAGCAGGACAUGAUAUUUUCAGCAUAGAUCUACCGUCUCGAAACAAUAGUGACAGCCCACAGACAGAUCCCGAUUUCGAAGAGUCACCAGUAUCAUCUUCGCCUUGUACAAGCACCUCCUGGAUUGCGGGAACAGGAAUGAUCUCCAGUGACAUGGCAAAUUCGAUGAUUUCAAGCGACGGGAACGGCGAGCGAAGCAUUGGCGACAUCAGAAGGGAUAUCUUCUAUGACGCGGAGGACAGAAGCGACAGGGCAAGGGAGUUGGACGUAGGAGGUGACGCUGCAUUGGUCGAUAUGUUUCAUGCUGGGGACCUUCAGGAGAGCGAAGAAAGUGAGACAAGCGAAAGUGGCGAAGAGAGUGAGUGCAGCGGAAGGGACCUUGGAGAUGAUAUGGAUGAUAUCUCCACCAACAAAAUCUCAUCUGAACAGGCCCAGAUAGCACUUGCUGUCACUUUGGUGGUAAUGGCAACGUUGUGGGCAUGGGAGUGCUCAUGUGAAGUCCAUUAAAAAGCAUACUAUGUCUCAAAUAUCUCUUG
This is a messenger RNA of Mollisia scopiformis, 1113 nucleotides long. RefSeq lists its product as uncharacterized. The transcript has a single exon. The coding region runs from base 296 to 1084 and encodes 262 amino acids. The record is from RefSeq and is a predicted model, not a curated record. NCBI's taxonomy places the organism in Eukaryota, Fungi, Ascomycota, Leotiomycetes, Helotiales, Mollisiaceae.